CAUCAAUGUGAUCUAUGUCACCAGAGAUGACGUGUCGAGGUCGACACAUGAAUUUCCAGUUAUGAUAUCUUCGGCAUUCUACAUCGCAAUAUGAUCAUCAUCAUCUCAACCUUCUGCCACACUGCAUGCAGGUUCCCAAUAAACUUCAAAGUUCCCACCUCUCUCCUCAACAUUGUAGACAAACUAAUGUUCUACUCGGUCGUCCGAAUAUAGAAGAGCUAGAAGUAGAGCAAGUAGAUCUUCUUAGUUUGUUGUCAAGAAAGAGUUUGAUAUCCACAUAAUACGUGUAUAAUUUGUAAGUACUCUGUUCUCGUCUUCAACAUAUCCUCUCUGUCUCUCCUCGUGGAAAUUGAGAAGUGAUACAUGGGUGCGCUUCAUAUCUUUUCGCCGCUCAUCAUAUUCUGAUCAAGAAUUGACUUGUAUUUGUUUUGUCUUGCAGUGUCAAUUUGAUCAUUUGAUUUCUGAUGACACAAAAUGAACUAUUCCUCGUGGUGGCCUCUUGAUUUGCGUGCAUUGUGGUAAUCCUUUGAAUUUCUUUGCUGUGAGGAGAGGAACGACGACUGUCCUCCUGCUCGUCCUGCCGAGGUAGAAUUAAGGCUGUAUCUAAUCCAUCUUUGGAAGCAUCUCCGAGACGUAUGGGGGAGUAUCGCAAGAGAAUACUCCCCCACACUUUUCAAAGACGCACUUGGGAGAUGAAUCACGGACAGUUCUAAUAGAAAGCUUUCCUGUAGUACGACGACGUCAUCUCAGUAUUGUGCCAGCUGUUGCAAACUCCCCUCAUCUUCGACGACCCCGUUUGCCGACUAGUACAGCCGUUUCGGUUUCAAGAACAACAAGAUGGGGGUCAGUUUGCAAGAGAGUAAGACGACCUCCCUGAGGGAGAUGUGCCGGCGGAGGAUCGUGGAUGGCAUGAUAAAACAAGUGAACGGCAAUAACCCGCUGCUUUUCGUCGCACUAGUUUGCGACAACACGACGUUGCAUCUGGUUUCAUCUGUGCUCAGCAGUGCAGAUCUUGUCGCAAACCGAGUCGCGGUCGUAGACGUACUUUGAUAAACAUAAAUAUAUAAAAACUCUGAAUAUGCCGAAUUUUACAAGAGCUACUGAUCUAGGAGCACACACUAUCUUCUCCUUGGGGGCUAAAUAUGAUCCUCUAUGAUCAUCAAACUUUCUUUUUAGCGUCCCCACAUCAACAACAACAUCAACCACUUUUAGCCCUGCCCUUUGAACCCUGCACUCGUCUCUACAUCAACAACAACAAGAACAACAACAACAACAACUUCAGAAACUGGAGAAGAAUCGGGAGCCGUUGAUGAAUAUGGAUGCGAUCUACUUCCUUUGUCCGACUGCCGCGAACAUCCAGAAGCUGACCGAAGAUUUCCCCGAUUUGAGCAAAUUCAAGCCCAAGUACCGAAAACAGCACGUCUUCUUGAACUCCACCUGUCCCGACGACGUGAUGGCAAUUCUCACUCCCCGGAAAGACAUGGUGAAAGCGAUGUCUUCCUUCGUAGAAUUGAACCUGGAUUUUGUUUCAAGGGACGACCGCGUCUUCCACUUCAACUCGCCAACGGCGACAAUGCUCAGCCUUUUUCCAAAGCGAAUCGAUCAAGCGAUAGAAGAAAACGUCACGAAACUGGUAACAUUUAGUUUCUUGUUUUUUUCAUAUAAAUUUUUUUAGAAUUAUAAGAGACCACGAUGACCUACAUUCCUUCCACCUUUUUCUUUUCCUAGUUAGUUUGGCUCCACCCGUGAUUUAUUAUAAGUAUGUCGAAUUAUAAGAGACGAGUCCUCUGGCUCUGUUCUCUGCCUCAGCCUGAUUGUUACCAUUUCAUCUAAUAGGACUCAUGGCGGACGCCUAGGAAAGAGUUCCUCAUCACCUAUUUUCAAAUAUUACAGGUACGUUCUACGAACUGAUGAAUUGCAAUUUCUACAACAUCUUUUGUUUUAAACUAGAUCUGCUUUCGGUCGUGCUGUCGCUAUCAUCUUCCUCUGCUUAAUAACUCUUUUUUCACUCCAUUCACUUCAAGAACUAGGGGUUGGGGUUGGUGGUUUCUCUUCAUUGUUGUAGAUUCACUUCUCAAUUCGAACAAAUUUACCGCACAGUUAUCCGUCUGCGCUUGCAUGCACGACAAACCGAUUAUUCGGUUUCAGAAGGAUAGCAUCGAUAGCUAUUGCAGUCUCUUCGCAACGGCGCUUAGUAAGAAGGUAGACGAGUACUGGGCGCAGUCCGAUAAGCCGCCAAAUGUCCAGCCAUGUAUUCACAUAUAUUUUAUCUUUAGACUGAUGCGCUUCAGCCAAGUUCAAAGCUUAUUUAUUUCAUAUUGAUGAAGUAUUUUGCUUUGAAAUUGAAUUCUUGAAACGUAGUUCUGCUCGUGGUGUUUAAAGAUGCUGGGACGCUUCAUUAUCAUUGAUACAGGAGUGUUUGGAAUUGGAUCUUUCUUUGUCCCAGAACACCUUCGUACAACUUCUACAUGGCAGGUGUCUGUCUGAUAGUAGACCGUAGCAUUGACGCUAUAGCUCCGUUUAUCCACGAUUUCGGUUAUGAGGCGCUCUGUAUGGAUUUGCUCGGCGGCAUGGAUGAUCCAAAAAAGGAAAUCAACACUAGAAACGAUACGUUUAGCUACGAUACGGUGACCGAAGAUGGGUCCAACUUGCACAAAUCUAUUGUGCUGAAUGUUAAGGCUAGUUUAUCACUAUCCCAUGACCAGCAUGUAGUUGGAGCAGUAUCUAUACGAUACUAGUAAGUGGAGUCCCUCAUCAUGUUGUUUCAAAGGGGAAACGACCAAGAGGGAUGAAACAGUGGAACUCAAUCGACCAGGGGUAGUGAAAAAUUACCUCUAAGAAUGACGACCUUUGGCGAGGUCUCAGGCACAAGAGCAUGCUGCAAGCAAAAGACAUCGUGAUGAUGCAGAUGGUAGACCUCAAAGAAAACAACGACAUCGCAAAAUUCAUGCAGGCGGAAGAAGAUGGUAAACAAUAACAAAGCGCUUAAGUAUAUUUUUUUUCACUCACUCUCACAUAAUGAAACCACCUGGUCCUCUGCUGUUGUUCAUGAUCAACAUUGUUGUUGAUGUUUUACUUUUGUUGUAACGAACAGUCGUGUCUCUGCGACCUGUAGCAUUUUGCUUUCGAUUCAUUAGGCGGCCAGGAGCGUCUUUCUAUUCAACUGAGUGCUUGUCUUCUUUAAUGUCUCACACUACUUCUUACAUUUUUAUUUUUCUGCUCCGGCAAAAGAACCAAAUAUUAUAUCUCCUCCACUACCACUGCAUCACAGGUAUUGAACAGGAGGCGACAGCAAAGAUAUUACGACAGCUUCCAGCGUACCAGGAGAAAGUCGGGAAAUAUGGGUCGCAGUUAACUCUGAUCACGAGGACCAUGAAGCUGAUCCAAGAACUGGGGUUGAACAAGAUAGGUCGCUUAGAGCAGGACAUCGCGUGCGCGAUCAUGAACACCGGAGAACCAGUCAACGUCCAGAACCUAAUGGUGACGCUUGCCCAGACCUUGAUGGACACGAAAGUGCCCUCAAUGUUGAAGAUGCGGCUGCUAUUGGUAUACGUGCUCAACAUGCGAGGCGUUAGUCCGGCACACAGAGAAAAGAUGCUUUCCACCGCAGGAUUCAACGGCGCGCACCGACACGUCUUCCAGUCAAUACUCUCUUCCGGUCUAGUAGAUGGUACUAGUACUACUUACGUGUUAUUGUUAAAAAAUCUUCAUGUUCUUGAACUUGAUCACUGUAUCACAUCAACUUAAUACUAGUUCUAUUCUGGAUUCAAGACUCAGUACUAGAAAUUCUUUUUCAACACCCUCAAUACAAAUUUUGUUCAACAGACCUGGAGGACCCUCCAAAGCUGCAGAUUCACGAGACACGAACGCCAGUGGAAGAGCAGCUGUGCUACUCGGAGAUGAUCCAGCACGACCGAAAGCAGGGCCUGAAUCCUACGAAGGCUUUUAAACACGAACUGUUCCGGUUUCAGCCUCGCAUCCGAAUGCUCGCGCAGCGGAUCUGCACCAACACGCUGGACAAUAAUGCGUUUCCGUUCGUGAAGUCCGACGAGCAGCACAACAGUCCGCUUAUCAGUCUGGGACGUCAGAACGGAAAGCGACCGCGCGUUUUGAUAUACUUCAUUGGCGGCGUGACCUACAGCGAAACGAGAUCCGUCUUCGAUCUGAGCGCAAAAUACAACGCGGACAUCUUCAUGGGCUCGGAACACAUUAUCAACCCCUCAAAUGUCAUGGAGGAGGCGCUCGCGAGAGCACGAAAAUAA
This is a messenger RNA of Amoebophrya sp. A25, 4262 nucleotides long. Lineage: Eukaryota; Dinophyceae; Syndiniales; Amoebophryaceae. The record is from the annotation of a GenBank genome assembly.